Penicillium vulpinum is the source of this 168-nucleotide messenger RNA. Its product is annotated as DUF5310 domain-containing protein. NCBI's taxonomy places the organism in Eukaryota, Fungi, Ascomycota, Eurotiomycetes, Eurotiales, Aspergillaceae. The transcript is spliced from 3 exons. Bases 1 to 168 code for a protein of 55 amino acids. The record is from RefSeq and is a predicted model, not a curated record. Gene Ontology annotation, biological process: outer mitochondrial membrane organization.
AUGGCUAACCUCCCUAACUUAAGGCGCCUCUUUGUCGAGGCUAGAACGGAGGUGGAGGAGAACGAGUACUCCCGAAAGGCCUUCUACAAUCUCGUCCUCUUCAUCUCUUCUGUUGCUAUCUUCAGCUUGACUGCCCAGCGCAUGAGUGGUCCGAAAAAUGGGCGAUAA